Misgurnus anguillicaudatus (oriental weatherfish) is the source of this 5204-nucleotide messenger RNA. It is a transcript of the gene klc1a, whose product is annotated as kinesin light chain 1a. Gene Ontology annotation, biological process: microtubule-based movement. The record is from RefSeq and is a predicted model, not a curated record. Gene Ontology annotation, molecular function: kinesin binding. NCBI's taxonomy places the organism in Eukaryota, Metazoa, Chordata, Actinopteri, Cypriniformes, Cobitidae. Gene Ontology annotation, cellular component: cytoplasm; kinesin complex.
CAUCAUGAGGAGGAGUGAACCUGCUAAAGAAACACAACGCCAUUUUCAUCGUCUACAUCCCCAGACACACUACCAUCACAGUGUUUUCCUAAACUCUACUGUCACACAUUAUCAUUGUGUGAUUAUUAAUCGUUUAUUUGUACGUAACACUGCGCUUUGUGUUGCUGCAGCUCCUUGAAUCGGAACUUCCGCCGUUGCGCUCCGGAAGACACGCGCACUCAACCGGUCAGACUGUCCGAUCUCAACCUCAAAUCAUCGCGAUCGCACACAAAACAUUACAUUGCCUCUACUUGCGGUGGUGGGACACGGAGAAACACACCCUGUUACGGUAGUGGGUGACCUGGAUGUUCCGCAGAACGGAUGCGUGAGGACAUGUCGAGCGUGCUGUGUGUGAAGGAGACGGAGGGUCAAGGGGACCCUGGCGACAAGCUGUCUCAGGAUGAGCUGCUGUGUCGGACCCGGGAUGUCAUCCAGGGGCUGGAGGCGUUGCGUGUGGAGCAUCAGUCCAUCCUGGAUGGCCUUAUGGGUACCCUCCGCUGCCUCAAACAGAAUCAAGAGGGUCGUGCUGUGGAAGAGAAAACGACUAUGAUCCAACGCUCACUGGAGAUGCUGGAACUCGGUCUUAGUGAGGCACAGGUGAUGAUGGCUCUCUCAGGGCACCUGAGCGCAGUAGAGGCAGAGAAACAGAAGCUUCGGGCGCAGGUGAGGAGACUCUGUCAGGAGAACCAAUGGCUGAGGGACGAGCUGGCAGGGACCCAGCAGCGGCUGCAGAAGAGCGAGCAGAGCGUCGCCCAACUGGAGGAAGAGAAGAAACAUCUGGAGUUCAUGAACCAGCUCAAGAAAUAUGAUCAGGACCUCAGCCCAUCUGAUGAUAAAGACAUUGAUUCUAGCAGGGAGACACUGGAUGAUCUUUUCCCAGAUGAGCAGGAUGAGCCGGGGCCUGGCAUCCAGCCUCCACACAGCAGUGCAGUAGCAGCGGCCCAGCAGGGUGGGUACGAGAUCCCUGCUCGCCUCAGGACCCUCCAUAAUCUGGUGAUCCAGUAUGCCUCACAGGGCCGCUAUGAGGUAGCGGUGCCUCUCUGCAAACAGGCUCUAGAAGAUCUGGAGAAGACCUCUGGACAUGACCAUCCUGAUGUAGCCACCAUGCUCAACAUCCUCGCCCUUGUUUACAGAGACCAGAAUAAAUACAAAGAGGCGGCAACCCUUCUCAAUGAUGCUCUGUCCAUCAGAGAGAAGACACUGGGCAGAGACCACCCUGCGGUGGCUGCCACUUUGAACAACCUGGCCGUUCUUUAUGGCAAGCGGGGGAAGUACAAAGAAGCAGAGCCUCUUUGCAAAAGGGCCCUAGAGAUACGAGAGAAGGUGCUAGGAAAGGACCACCCUGAUGUUGCAAAGCAGCUGAAUAAUCUGGCCCUGCUCUGUCAGAAUCAAGGCAAGUAUGAAGAGGUGGAAUACUAUUAUCAGAGAGCACUGGACAUCUACCAGACCAAACUGGGACCAGAUGACCCCAACGUGGCCAAGACCAAAAACAACCUGGCAUCAUGUUAUCUGAAGCAGGGGAAGUUUAAACAGGCAGAGACCCUAUAUAAAGAGAUUCUCACCAGAGCCCAUGAGAGGGAGUUUGGCUCUGUAGAUGAUGAGAACAAACCCAUCUGGAUGCAUGCAGAGGAGAGAGAAGAGCAGAGCAAGGGCAAACAGAAGGAUGGCUCUCCUUUCGGAGAAUAUGGUGGCUGGUACAAGGCCUGUAAAGUAGACAGCCCCACUGUGACAACCACACUGAAGAAUCUUGGAGCUCUGUACAAGCGACAGGGAAAGUUUGAGGCUGCCGAGACUCUGGAGGAAGCGGCUCUGAGAUCCAGAAAACAGGGUCUGGACACGGCACAUAAGCAGCGGGUGGCGGAGGUCCUGGGAGACCCUGAAGUUCGCGAGAAACAGCGAAGCCGUGAGAGCUUAAACUCUGACACGGUGAAGUACGAGAGCGGCCCAGACGGAGGAGAGGAAGUGUAACUCCAGAUGCCUUGUUGUGGUUGUAGAACUUGCCUUCUGCAUGAUGGACGCUCUCCUCACCCUCCCUCUCCAGCUUUGCUGUUUAUCGUCUCCUUUCUCCGACCAGCAACUUUCCUUCUCCUUCCUUCUCCUCUGGGCAUAAACAGGCUAAAGCAAACCAAGCUCUUUGGCCUCCAUGUCAAAGCUCAUCUAAGUUUCACUUCUAUCUCUUAUAAUAAACCGGAUAUUAACCUGUCAGUCUGUAAUACAUCAGUAGAGGAAACUGUCUGUCUGUCAUUCACUCUAACUGUCUGUCUGUUAACCAGGUAUGUAAGAUGCCACUAUAUCUGUAUGUCUAUAAAUAACCUUCUGUAGAGCGCAAAGUCGCCUCAUAUGUAAAGCUUUCUGUCUUAGUAAACAGUAUUUCUCGUGCAAAUACUCCAAUGGGACUAUCCAUUUUCCUUUCUGCUUUUCCUUCUUCUCUAUAGCACUAUGACUGGAAUUUUUCAGUUUUAAUAUUAUUUUAAUAUAUUAACACAUUUGGUGUUAAUGCAAGGCAGGGAUCAAGAUCAAUUUAACAUAAAACAUAAAACACAGGGACAACAUUUGUUGUAGAAAUUUGCUUUGAUAUACAACUGUACUUCUGCCCCUCACAGCAUUCUGAUCAAAGGCCCAACUCCAAUUCUAUUUUAUACCCCUUCCUCUUGCCCCUUAAAACAGAGUGGAAAGAGGAAGAGUUAAAAAUAUCCUCUCAGUACUACAGCGUCAUACCUCAUCAUACAUCCUACGUCAAAGAAGCUGGAAUGUUCUUCACAAACUUCAAAGAUGCCGCCUUCACCUGUAGUCAUAUACGUUUUUUUACAGCCUAAAAAAUGGCCCUGGACUUUUUCGCCAAAAGCAGCAUAUCACCUCUUUGGCAAUUCAUGGUGAUCUCUCCCUCCGUCUAUUCACUUUCCGGUUUCCCAGGUCUGUUCGCAAUCGCUGCAGUGGACUGGCAAUCUGAAGCACUGGUAGUUCUCACCGGUAGUUCUCUGACACGGUCAGAUGGGGGAACGGGGACGGGUUCAGUCAGGGGGAACCGGGACGUGAUCAGACAGGGGGAACCUGGACGUGAUCAGAUUGGGGAAACAGGGACGCGAUCAGACGGGGAACCGGGACGCAGUCAGACGGGGAACCGGGGUGCAAUCAGACAGGGGGAACCGGGACGCAAUCAGACAGGGGGAACCGGGACGCAAUCAGACAGGGAGAACCGGGACGCGAUCAGACGGGGGAACCGGGACGCGAUCAGACAAGGAGGAACCUGGACGCGAUCAGACAAGGAGGAACCUGGACGUGAUCAGAUCGAGGAAACCUGGACGCGAUCAGACGGGGGAACCGGGGUGCGAUCAGUCAGGGGGAACCGGGGUGCGAUCAGUCAGGGGGAACCGGGACGCGAUCAGACUGGGGAAACAGGGACGCGAUCAGACAGGGGAAACAGGGACGCGAUCAGACAGGGGGAACCGGGGCGUGACCAGACAGGGGGGAACCUAGAUGUGAUCAGAUCGAGGAAACCUGGACACGAUCAGACAGGGGAAGCCGGGGCGUGAUCAGACAGGGGGAACCUAGACGUGAUCAGAUCGGGGCAAGCUGGACGCGAUCAAACGGGGGAACAGGGACGCAAUUAGACUGGGGGAACCGGGAUGCGAUCAGACGGGGAACCAGGACGCAAUCAGACAGGGGGAACCGGGACGCGAUCAGACAAGGGGAACCGGGAUAUGAUCAGACAGGGGGAACCUGGACGCGAUCAGAUGGGGGAACAGGGACGCGAUCAGACAGGGGGAACCGGGGCGCGAUCAGACAGGGGGAACCGGGAUUCUAUCAGUCAGGGGGAACCUGGACGUGAUUAGAUCGGGGGAAACCUGGACUCGAUCAACAGGGACGCGAUCAGAUGGGGGAACAGGGACGGGUUCAGUCAGGGGGAAACGGGACACAAUCAGACAUCAGGGUUGCGUUCAGUCGGGGAAUGCGGGAUGCGAUUGCGCUCCAGAGGUUACAUUUGUCUAUGGUGCUGUACUAUUGUGCAAUCAGUAAUGCGGGAUAUGUUAGUCUAAAUUACAUGACCGUAAAUAUGAACACAAGAUUGAAUGUAACAUAAAACAAAUAAUUAUUUGUCGUUAAAAUCUUUAAUAAUGCAAAAAAACUUGAAUUAUACUCGCAUGAGCAGCCAUGUUGGAAAAUUUCUUAUCCCUUCGUUUGAAAUGAGGUCCCGAAAAAUCUUUGUUUGAAGGGCUAUUUGGACAUAGUGUAGGUGUAAGGGGUAGAAAUGGAAUUGGGCCAAAUUAAAGUUGCAGUCGCUUUCUUACUUUUGUUAAAAAAAAACAAAAAUUAGUUAUUGGGAAAUUACAUACUCUCUCCUUACCACACCACGGUAAGCUAAUAAUAAUGAUAUAAUGAAUAAGCUAUGAUGUGGGGUCAGAUAUCAUCAGAUUUCGAAGGAUUUAAUAGAUUUUGUCUGUGUCUUUUAAUACACAUCAAUAUACUGUAAUUACUUAAAGUAUCAUGUAGUGUUAUAUUUUAGAGAUGGUGAUAGAGAGGCAAAAGUUACAGAUUGCACCUUUGAAUGUGACAUGUAUUAUGUCUUUACUGUACAUGUAUCAUGUAUUUUUCCAUGUUUACAGUAUGUUGCAUUUGUGGCUUAAUAUCACUUACUGGAGAAAAGUUAAUAAGAUUUGUCACUGGUUUAUUUUUUUAAGUAUACAUUCAGUGGUUACAAUCAUUAUGCCACAAAUGUUGUGAAACAAGCUUAACUUGUACUGAACCUGGAUCAUUCCUUUAAGCUAUUGAAAGGGCCUGUGACACCCCCUUCAUUCAAUGACUUUCAGCGCUGAGAGCAGUUAAACUAUGAACUGUAUACGAAUAUAUCUUAAAGUGAGCCCUGCAAUGCUAUCUCUGUCAGUUCCUGUACAUAGCAUUAUUGUGGCAUGACUGUGUCGUUCAGCUUCUCUAUAGACCAGAUCUUAUUUUCAAACUGCACACUUCAUAAUGGCCAUUAUUGAGACCACUGUAUAUAGUAGAACAUCAAAGAGGUAGAGAUUGGAGAUGGACAGAUGACAAGAAAGAGAGGGAUGAAAUGAAUAGUAGCAUGUCUGUAGUAUCUUUAUUUAUUUAUUUCUUCUACUAACCUCUGCAUCUUGUGUCUUUCACAACUUCUAAUAAAACUGACUUUGCUCACCACAGCC